Molecule: messenger RNA, 483 nt
Organism: Pochonia chlamydosporia 170
Lineage: Eukaryota; Fungi; Ascomycota; Sordariomycetes; Hypocreales; Clavicipitaceae
Exons: 2
Coding region: 1-483 (160 amino acids)
Source: RefSeq, a predicted model, not a curated record
AUGCACCCUCAAACUUUCUUCCAGAUUAUUGCCUCUGCGGCCCUUGCCAUCAAUGGCGUGACUGCCGACCUCCACGAUCGAGAUGUCUAUCUCCGCCACAUCGCCCCUGAGCAACUCACACGACUUCAGAAGUACCACACUGAGAAUCUUCGCUCCCUCAACGCCGACCAAACGGCUGUACUUGAGCGAGUCAAGCGUCUCGUAAGUGACUAUGCGGUGCACGACAUUCACGAAGCCCGCGCGGCCUGUCAGGCUUCCUUUGGUCCUGCCGAGUGCAAGAGGAUCCUGAACGGCGGAGAUGGCGAGAGCAAGCCGGCUCGAAGAGCUGCCCUAGUUGGCAGAGCACCUACUUGCGAGUGCGCGGAUCAGGAUCCGUACUGUGACGGUGCCCAAAUCUGCAAGUAUAAGUUGUCGAAUUGUAACUUCACAAACAAGGGCUGCGGCUUUGCUGGACUUUAUGUCUGCAAUGGUCUCUGCGAGUGA